UCGCUGAAGCGCUGCGUGGCGGCGCCGCGCUCCUCAGACUUAGCGGGGAGACGCUGGCUCAACAGAACAGAAACAUCUGAACACUCCCCAGUGUCUCUGAGGUCAGCAGCUCAUCAUGUCUGGUUCUCCCUCAGAUGCCUGUGACCUCACCCUGGACCCCAACACGGCCCACAGACAACUCUCUCUGUCUGAGGACAACAGGAAGGUGACGCUGGUUGGAGCGGUCCAUCCGUGUCCGGAUCACCCAGACAGAUUUGACUCCCAGUACCAGGUGUUGGGUAGAGAGGCUCUGACUGGCCGCUGUUACUGGGAGGUAGAGAGGAAAGGAGAGGUUUAUAUAGGAGUGACAUACAGAGGAAUCACAAGGAGAGGAGGGGGUGGUGACAGCAGGCUUGGAGAGAACAACAAGUCCUGGGUUCUUUAUUGUUAUGAUGGUCGUUACUAUGCCCGGUACAACGGUACAGAGACAGUCCUCCCUCUCCCCCCCGCUGGCUCCACCAGAGUAGGAGUGUAUCUGGACCGGCCUGCUGGCUCUCUGUCCUUCUACAGAGUGUCCCCAGGUGGAGGAGGGUCCUCAGGCACACUGACACACCUCCACACCUUCUGGUCCUCCUUC
This is a messenger RNA of Gadus morhua (Atlantic cod), 616 nucleotides long. Its product is annotated as neoverrucotoxin subunit beta-like. Lineage: Eukaryota; Metazoa; Chordata; Actinopteri; Gadiformes; Gadidae. Gene Ontology annotation, molecular function: protein binding. The record is from RefSeq and is a predicted model, not a curated record. The transcript has a single exon. The annotation marks the transcript as partial.